AUGAAUGAUGCGACCACGUCUCUGCUCACAGAGCAUUUCAGUUACACCCCUUUAUCUCUCAUAGACGAUGUGAUUAACUCAAUAAAUAACCUGAUCUACCAAGCAAUCUCGAGUCUCGAAUCCGGUCUCCUCUCAACCCCUCCGGAGCGCCUAGGUUUUUCGCAUGCCGCCAACGGUUCCACAAUUCCCGACACCGACGAAGAUGGAAACGUUGUCUACCCAGAGGCGAGGUUAGAGAUAGAAAACGGCUUGCAUCAGCUAGAGACUCUCCUCGAAUCCACGGUCGACAAAGCUUUUGAUAAAUUUGAGAUUGUCGUGCUGCGAAACACCUUCAGGGUGGAUGAAGAGUUGCUGGGAUGGGUUCGUCUGAAGCAUUACGAGAAUCUCACCUUGCGCCCUCCUCCUGACGCCCCUACCCCCGAGUCGAUCCUUGCUCAACGCCGAAAGCUGCAAGAAACGAAGAAACUGAACCGGUUGCUGAAACAGGAAUGUGCGCGCAACGACGCGAUCAUCUCCCAGCUACGAUCAAUUGUUUCCGCCGUCCACGCUACCGAUACGUCGAAACCCGCAACUGCGAAGGAGGAAUCCGGGACACCUGCGCCUGAGACCAAUGGUCUGGAUCUGUCGUUCUUGACGUCUAGCCCAGCUGCCCGUCAACUACGAGUCGGCGUUGAUGCUGGCUCCAGCGCCAUUGCCGGCUUUGCAGGCAAUCCUGAAGCGGCUCCGACCUCGCUUGGCGACUUUGCAGAAACCCGCAGAUGGAUCAGAGACCCAGCCAAAACGCGACGAGAGAGCGGAUUACAUUGA
This is a messenger RNA of Aspergillus terreus NIH2624, 807 nucleotides long. Its product is annotated as MIND complex subunit MTW1. Lineage: Eukaryota; Fungi; Ascomycota; Eurotiomycetes; Eurotiales; Aspergillaceae. Gene Ontology annotation, biological process: mitotic sister chromatid segregation; kinetochore assembly; mitotic cell cycle. Bases 1 to 807 code for a protein of 268 amino acids. The record is from RefSeq and is a predicted model, not a curated record. The transcript is spliced from 4 exons. Gene Ontology annotation, cellular component: chromosome, centromeric region; nucleus.